UCAUAUAUAAAAUCUCUCAACACCCUCUAACCUUUCUUAUCCCAAUAAGCUUAUAAAUUAACAUAGUUUGUACUUAAGUGUGAUAUCAUUUGUUAACUCAAAAAAGAAGAAGAGCUAGCUCUUAAGACAAAAAAUAUAUAUCAUCAAACUUUGACAUGGCUGAGGAGUAUCAAGCUGGGAUUUGUGGUGAAACAUGGUGGAAUAUUAAUAAUUCAACAAGAGGUGUAUUUCCACUUAUGAUGAACUCAUCAUCAACAUGUUCAAUUGCAGCUAAUGAUGGAGGCAACUAUAGUACUUGGCAAAAUGAAUUUUUUGGUUUGAAGGAAACAACAACAACAACAAAGAGUUGUUCUAUUGAGGAAACUAAUACUAACUUUGAUGUUUCUGAUGGUUCUUUUUGUUUUCUUGAUACUCAUAAGCCACAACAAAGUGAAUCAGCUAAUUUAAUUGAUUCCACCUUACAAAUUAUGGAUUUUGGACUCUCAUCUCCAACUUCCUCCAAUUGGAAUCACUCCCUAUUUGGAACUGGAAGGCCAGAAAACAAUUUUCAUUCAGUUCUUGAAGAAGAAACAAUGAUAGAAUCUUCUAAUAAUUCACAAAUACAAAAGGAAUGGAACACAAAGAAUAUGAUCUCAUCUACAAGUGGAAUUAGGCAAGUUUCAACACUUGAUGCUUUCAAGCCAAUGGACCAAGAAUUUUCCUUAGAUGAACAAAGUGGUUUAUCAUGUGGAUUUCCAAUUGAAACAUCUAAUUCCUAUGAUUACCCUUCAACUUUGAUACAAAGUUUAUUUGAUCCUCAAACACAACCACAACCACAAACACAUAACUCACUUUUUACCAACCCUUGUAUAUCUUAUUCAAGUAGUGCAAAUUAUGGUACAUCCUCAAAUGAAGUAUCAUCACCAACAUGGUCUAAAAUAUCUUCUCUUAUGAAACCUUCAAUGCCAAAACAACAACUUAGUGGAUUGCAGUUUUCCAAUAAUACUCCUUUUUGGAAUGCUUCAGCUGAGGCACUUAAUGAUAUAAGAGCAGGAGUUUUGGCUUCAUCACAAGCACAAUAUCAAUCUCCUAAUUUUGAAGAUAAAAGACUAAAUUGCCCAAUUACUCUAUUAAACAAGCUAAAGAGAGAAGAAUCUCCAGAAAGAACAAAGAAAAAUUCAUCUGAAGGUGCAGUGAAGAGGGCAAGAAUUGAGACACCAUCCCCAUUACCAACAUUUAAGGUUUGUGGACAGGUUCGGAAAGAGAAAUUGGGGGACCGGAUCACUGCACUUCAGCAAUUGGUUUCACCUUUCGGAAAGACGGACACAGCAUCUGUUCUUCAUGAAGCCAUUGAGUACAUCAAGUUCCUUCAUGAUCAAGUCAAUGUUUUGAGCGCUCCAUAUAUGAAAAAUGGAUCACCCAUUCAACACCACCAGGGUUGUGAUAAUGUGAAGGAGUCAGAAGGAAAAAAACAAGAUUUAAGAAGCCAAGGGCUAUGUUUGGUACCAAUUGCAAGCACAUUUCCGGUGACUAAUGAGACCAUUGUUGAUUUCUGGACACCUUCAUUUGGAGGCCCACUCUUUGGAAGAUAGAAAAGAGACUCUAUUUAGUGGACACAAAAUUAACCACAAAAUUAAUUAAUUAUUAUUAUUAUUUUAUAUUUACAUUUUAAACUAAAAGGAAGAAAUGAAGAAGGCAUAAUUGGUAUGCAAAAAGAGAAAAGCUGAAGAAACAAAAGGAGUGGGCCACGUGGAAGCAGAAUGAUGUGCUCUAGUAAAUAGAUUAGUGACUAUUGGAAGAGAAUUAAUGUUUAUAUAUAAAAAUUAGAGAUUUGAGAUAUAGGUUAAUUUCGUUUAAGAUUAUAAUAGGUCCAAUUAAGUUUUAGUUAUGUAAGUUUAAGAGGGGGAAGGAACAAGUGGUAAAUUCAGCAGCAUUUGAGAUUAGAUUAUAGUUUGUUUAUGCCUGAAUUUAGCAGAUGGGGCUACCUACCUAAACUAAAACGCCUUUUGUUCCUGCUCCUAAUACUCGAUAUAUAUUUUAAUACUAUUUCUUUUCAAUUAUUAAUUCAA
Cicer arietinum (chickpea) is the source of this 2048-nucleotide messenger RNA. Its product is annotated as transcription factor bHLH112-like. The record is from RefSeq and is a predicted model, not a curated record. Gene Ontology annotation, cellular component: nucleus. Gene Ontology annotation, molecular function: DNA-binding transcription factor activity, RNA polymerase II-specific; protein dimerization activity; RNA polymerase II cis-regulatory region sequence-specific DNA binding. Gene Ontology annotation, biological process: regulation of transcription by RNA polymerase II. Lineage: Eukaryota; Viridiplantae; Streptophyta; Magnoliopsida; Fabales; Fabaceae.